Molecule: messenger RNA, 924 nt
Organism: Ctenocephalides felis (cat flea)
Lineage: Eukaryota; Metazoa; Arthropoda; Insecta; Siphonaptera; Pulicidae
Product: endoplasmic reticulum junction formation protein lunapark-like
Exons: 4
Coding region: 1-924 (307 amino acids)
Biological process (GO): endoplasmic reticulum tubular network organization
Cellular component (GO): endoplasmic reticulum tubular network
Source: RefSeq, a predicted model, not a curated record
AUGGGUUCUAUGUUGGCAAGUUUGGCGCAUGAUAAAGAACCACCCUACGAAGCUUUGCAAAAUUUAGAACAAAGAAUAAUUGCUACAGAAGAAAUAAUGAGAGAUUCUCAAAUCCGUUACCAGAAAAUCCUUCAAAAUCUGAUGAUAAUGUCCUUUUUGUUUUAUCUGAUAUCAUGUUUAGCGAUUUAUGUCUACUUCUCGCCUAAAUCUUGGCUGGAAUUUUCCUUCUACGUUUGUCCUUUGAUGGUGGCGUGUCCUAUGGGGAUGACAAUUGCGAAAAAAGUAGUCACUUUGUAUUAUAAUAUAAAGUGGAAUAGUUAUUCAAGGGUAAUGGAUGAUCUGUUGCAGCAGAAAAAGCUGAUUUUGGAAGAAGUUAUGGAGAAAGAGAACUAUAGAACCGCAAAAGAUCUACUCGAACGUUUUAGUUCUGGGCCUUUGACAAAAAGUUUGGCCGGCCAAUCGGUCCAGUCAAUCAGAAGUAUGAGUUCCACGUGCGCAAAAGAAGUCGAACUGUCCUCGGUUUCAGCUCAUAGUCUGGGUCGUCGCACAAGUUCGAAACCCCUGAACGAAAAAACCCCUGAAAUAGUACCAUCCAGAUUGCUUCCUCGUCCAAUAUUAUCAUCACAUGGUACAUUUUUAGACAGAUUAGUAGAUUUUAUUGCAAAAGACGGAGCUUCGAAUCGUUUCGCCAUGAUUUGCCCACUUUGCCAUAAUCACAAUGGCAUGGCGCUACAGGAGGAAUUUGAAUAUCUUUCUUACAGGUGUGCAUUUUGCGGUGCUUUUAAUCAAGCGAAAAAAACAAAACCAACGGCCCCUGGUUUGGGGUCCUCGGACCUCCAAAAUUAUUAUCCGGUUCCGGAAAGCAGCAAGGCUAUAUGCGGAAAAAUGAAUACACCAACACAAUUAACACCGCAUCAAGAUUAA